AGAGCCAGCGUCAGCCGUGCUCCUCUCCCCCGUGCACGAUUAUUCGCGGCAAAGGGAAGCAAAGGGAGGAAAAAGCUGUCUCUGUUUUAGUGGUCGCAAUUUGCUGUUCUCGAUAAGUCCCCACGACGAGAGGCGACGAGUUUACCGGCGACAGUUCACACCGAUGAGUGCCGUAGUUGGGACGGGACGCUGACAAGAACCGACAAGCAUUCGCGGAUCUGGGUCAGGAUCGGCGGCACCUUCGGCACAAUGACGGGACGGAAGCGAACUCUGCACAUCAGCUGCAUAACAGACCCGGACCGCGGGGCGAGCGGCGGAGGGUCGCUGUCCGCGUCCGAGCCCGGGCUCAAGGCGCACAUCAACGACGGCUUCAGCAUGGCCGAGGAAGGCUACGGCUCCAUCGUGGACAGGAACGCCCCCGAGGGACCCCACGAGCCCACGCUGUCCGGGUCCACCGUGGUCGUGCCCUGGUGGAUCAUGGAGGACGCCAAGGACCCGAACCUCAGCAACAACAACCUGGACUGCUCCAAGCCCCGCAUCAGGAUCCACCGGCACGCCAUGAACCAGGAGGAUCUCGUCAAGAACUACGGGGAAGACAGCACGGACUCACCGCUCUCGCAAAAAAUGAAGCGCAAAUUCCUCUCGUGCUGCUCCUGCACGCCGCUCAGCCUCCUCUACUCCAUAUUUCCCAUUCUGCACUGGUUACCCCGAUACCGGGUCAGGGAGCACCUCGUGAAUGACGUCGUGGCUGGUUUCACUGUGAGCAUCAUGCACAUACCGCAAGGUUUAGCUUAUGGAGUGUUAGCUGGCGCGGGAGCCAUCAAUGGCCUCUACGUUUCUGCCUUCCCUGCCAUUGUUUAUUUUUUUAUGGGGACGUCCAAGCACGUUUCUGUCGGAACGUUCGCAGUGGUUAGUCUUCUCUCGGCGUCUGCUCUCAUAAGCGUCACGGGACCGAAAGAGGACGGUGCCACCCUUAACAGCACUGAGCAAGCCAGACUGGCAGAAGGGAGCGACGACAUUGUUCCCACGAGCAUGGAAGUUCUGGCUGCCUUGGCAAUUGUCGUCGGCGUCAUUCAGCUCUUGAUGGGAAUGUUGCACUUGGGCAUUCUUUCUAUCUUCAUGUCUGAACCCAUGGUCUCGGGAUUCACGACUGGCGCCGCUGUUCAAGUGGUCGUUUCUCAACUGAAAUCCCUCUUCGAUAUCAGCAUCAAGUCGUAUCCGGGAAUUUUCAAGUGUAUCUAUAUUGUGCGUGACGUAGUCCAGAAUCUGGGGAAGACGAACCUGGUCACGUUGGCCAUUUCAGUGACGGCCAUGGUCGCCUGCUUCGCCGUCCAUGAGGGCAUCAACGCCCGCUACAAGGCCAAGCUGAAGAUGCCUGUGCCCAUCGAUCUCAUUGUUAUUAUUGCCGCGACUGCAAUAAGCUAUUUUUGUGAUUUUAAUCACGUUUACGGCGUCAAAGUGAUGGGAUAUGUUCCUACCGGACUUCCAGUUCCGGAAGUUCCAAGGGUGGACCUAAUGGUCAGAUUGAUUCUGGACGGCUUUGUGAUAGCCAUCGUGUCUUUCACCAUCGCUCUCUCUAUGGCCAAGCUCUUUGCCAAGAGGCACAGAUACCAAAUUGACCCCAACCAGGAGCUGAACGCCCUCGGAGCCGCGAAUGUAAUCACUUCCUUUUUUGGCUGCUACCCGUGCGCCGUCUCCCUCUCCAGAAGCUCCGUCCAGGAAAAAGCAGGGGGCCAGACACAGCUCGCAGCCGUUAUUUCGUCUGCAAUUGUGAUUGUCAUCAUACUUGCUGCCGGGCCGCUCUUCAGGACGUUACCAAGCUGCAUUCUGUCCGCCGUCAUCAUCGUUGCGCUAAAGGGCAUGCUGUUCCAAGUCAGGGAUUGCGUCAACACGUGGAAGGUGUCCCGACUGGACGCUCUGACGUGGAUGAUCACCUUCACCUCUGUCGUGGUACUUGACAUCGACAUCGGAAUCGGCGCCGGAAUUGGUUUUUCCGUCGUUACCGUCAUCCUGAGAACGCUCGUGCCUUAUGUAUCAUUCCUCGGUAAUGUUCCUGACACCGACAUCUAUUUGGACGUCAAGCGUUAUAAGAAGGCCCAAGAAAUUCCGCGAGUCAAGAUCUUCCACUUCAGCUCAGCACUCUACUUUGCAAACCGCGACGUCUUCAAGAACACCCUCAUGGAAUCGAUCAUCGGAAAGAGCGAGGAAACGAGUAGUCUGCUGGAGCACCAGGGAAAGUACAACGCAGCUGACGAAGACUCUAUCGCGGCGGUCAUCUUAGACUGCUCAGCGUGCGUCUACAUCGACUCCUCCGGCAUUGAAACACUCAAAGAGAUACUAAAAGAGUUGCGGGACACAAAGGUGGUGGUAUACUUCGCAUGUUGUUCGGUGCCCACGUACAAGGUGCUUCUACGAUCGGACAUUCUGGAGAUGUUUCCGACGCCGAUCGUGUUUCCGACCAUACACGACGCGGUGCUCCACCUUCCACCCACGACCCAUGCCGCGCUCUGACGGCCAUCACAGGCACUAGCCAGACCGGAGACUGCGCCGCCAUCUUUAUUGCGCUUCCCGCCACCACCAGCGGCGACAGACCCAAGAAGCGUGACUCUGCCAAAGGAGAAGUCAGCGCCCAGGGCGCCAUGUCUUCAACUCCGGCCGCCACCGAAGCGCUCCGCGGACGUCCGUGGACCAGAAGAGUCCCGGGGGAGGUUCGAGGCCACAGCGACGGCGGCUGCCCAUCUUCCCGCCACUAUUUUUAUGGCAUUUACUGCGCCUUUGUAUAUGAUAGGACUUGUGACGACGAUUUAUGUCGAGGUUAGACACACCAAAGAUGUGCAAAUCUGGAGCUGGCGCUGUCCACCACUGCAUGUAUAUGUAUAGAGAGAGGGAGAGUUGAUCUCGCUUCAGCGUCAAUUCACUAAUGUUCACCGCACGUCCAGACCUGCAACGGUCAUUUCUCGUGAAGUGCUAUAGGUCUAGUGUUUAAUUUAAUUUAAUCUUGCCCGCUGGUCACCCAAGAUAAGAAGACUGCUUUGGUGUACGCAUCAACGCAGCAUUGUCCUAUAACGUGAUAGGUGAUUAUCAUAUCGGAAGAUGGCGCUGCAUGGCGCUGCGCGUUGUUGUACGUUGGGUACGUGGGUAAUGCGAGGACUAUCGCUAUCAAGUGCCAUUAAAAAAAGUUUCGUCUUAUUUUUGAAGUGAAAAAGGUCAUACCUCUGAAGCAUGAAGCGUCACAUAUUUUUUUACACCUUGUAAAUACGCGUCAUUUUCGUGUUCGAUAAGCGAGAGCUAGUUUUUAUGCAAAAUAUAAAUAAAUAUAAAUUUAUCAAGAAACUGAA
This is a messenger RNA of Ixodes scapularis (black-legged tick), 3338 nucleotides long. RefSeq names its product solute carrier family 26 member 6. Bases 250 to 2511 code for a protein of 753 amino acids. The record is from RefSeq and is a predicted model, not a curated record. Lineage: Eukaryota; Metazoa; Arthropoda; Arachnida; Ixodida; Ixodidae. Gene Ontology annotation, molecular function: bicarbonate transmembrane transporter activity; oxalate transmembrane transporter activity; sulfate transmembrane transporter activity. Gene Ontology annotation, cellular component: membrane. The transcript has 19 exons. Gene Ontology annotation, biological process: transmembrane transport.